UACAAUCGACAUUGGUUGAAAAAAAUCGUAAUUCAGAUAGCACAAAUUGAUCGGUACGUUUCAAGAACAACAGAGAUGAAGGAAUUCAUAUGGGCAGUGCUUAUAUUUCUGCCGUCAGUAACGACGAAUGAUUGCUCAAAAACAAAGCUCUUAUCACAGGAAAGCGUAUUGCUCAAGGACGCUUAUGAAUACUUCACGGAAGGAGAGAUGAAGUUCUCCGUAGAAAUGACCAAGCAAGCGUACACUGAGCAGCCGAAUGAGAAUUUAUUUUUCUCGCCGUACAGCGUUUACAACGCUCUUCUCCUGUCUUAUUUCAUCGCCAAUGGCACAACUUUAGCCGCAGUUGAAAAAUUGCUCGGACUCCCUAAAGACAAAGGCAAACGAGACACAGUGCAGAUGUACGAAGCUAUUAGGGAGCAGACAAAUAAAAACUCCAAAACUACGGAGCAGACAGAUAAAGACUCCGAAACUACGGAGCAGACAAAUAAAGACUCCAAAACUACGAAGCAGACAAAUAAAAACCCCAAUACUUCUCUUACGAAGCAGACAAAAGAAAGCUCCAAAACUUCAGAUGUUAUAUUUGAAUUGGCGAAUCGGUUCUACGUCUCGGAGACAGAGACUGUCACGGAGUGCAUGAGAUGUCAUUUCAGUGCAGAGUUAAUGACUAUAGACUUUUCCAACUCAUCUGUUGAAACGAUUAACAAGUUUGUCGCCGAUGUAACUAAGAACGAGAUCAAAAAUUUCCUAAAAGAAGGUUCGAUAGAUUCGGACACAAAACUAGCUUUGGUAAAUGCAGCAUAUUUUAAAGGGAUGUGGGAAAAGCAAUUUCAAAAGAAUCGCUCCACCACACAAAGUUUUUACCUGUCAAAAACCAAUACAGUCAAUGUUACGAUGAUGAGGCAAAAAUCUAAAUUUAAAUAUUUGGAAUUGAAAGGCGUGGGUAAAACCUUAGAACUCCCUUACAAGGAUCCUGACUUCUCCAUGUAUAUUCUGCUCCCUCGUCGUGGCGAAUACAGUCCCUCCAAUUUUAUCAACAAACUCUCCUACGAGACUUUGAAAAAUGUCGUCGAAAAUAAUGCAACCCAGACGGUCGCCGUCCAAAUCCCAAAAUUCACCAUUGAAAAGCAGCUUCCGCUGGAUCAAGUUUUACAAAAUAUGAAUGUAGGAGAUCUUUUUCAAACCUCAAGCGAUCUUUCAAUUCUGACAGGCAAAUCAGACAUACAUUUCACCUCGGCAAUUCAUAAAUCGAAGAUAUCAGUGGACGAAGAAGGUACAACAGCCGCCGCGGCAACUGCUUUUGCCUCCCCCAGAUCAGCUCCUCUAUUUAAGCGAUUCUACUGCAACCGCCCGUUCAUCUACUUUAUUUACCAACACUCCUCCAAGAGCAUACUUUUCCUCGGUGUCUUCAACAAACCCACCGAACAGGAACAGGACUCGAAACCAUUGUCAAGCGAAACAACAAAUGAGUAAUACAAAAAAAACUACAAACAAAAUGUUAUAAAAGUUGUAAAUAUACAUAAUUUAACUAUUAUCAAAAAUAAAAUUUAAAAAAAACACUUACCACU
Messenger RNA from Cimex lectularius (bed bug), 1565 nucleotides. Its product is annotated as serpin B3. The transcript has 6 exons. Gene Ontology annotation, molecular function: serine-type endopeptidase inhibitor activity. NCBI's taxonomy places the organism in Eukaryota, Metazoa, Arthropoda, Insecta, Hemiptera, Cimicidae. Bases 76 to 1470 code for a protein of 464 amino acids. The record is from RefSeq and is a predicted model, not a curated record.